Ananas comosus (pineapple) is the source of this 2019-nucleotide messenger RNA. Its product is annotated as probable serine/threonine-protein kinase At1g01540. Gene Ontology annotation, molecular function: protein kinase activity; ATP binding. The coding region runs from base 1 to 2019 and encodes 672 amino acids. The transcript has a single exon. The record is from RefSeq and is a predicted model, not a curated record. NCBI's taxonomy places the organism in Eukaryota, Viridiplantae, Streptophyta, Magnoliopsida, Poales, Bromeliaceae. Gene Ontology annotation, biological process: protein phosphorylation.
AUGAUGCUCCGGCGGUGCGGUUACCGCUUCUUCGUCGUCGUCGUCGCCAUCGUCGUCCUCCUCGUGGUCGCCGCGGCGCUGUCAGAGGCGAGUGGGGGGAACGCGACGUGUCCUUACGACAUCGCGGAGGCGUCGGGGAUGAUCCCGGCGGCGUGCUACGCCAACGCGACCAACGCCGCCGCGUCGGCGGCCACGAGCUGCUGCUGGUUCGUCGUGGGCUCCUACAUCUUCGCGGCGGCGCGCUACGCCAACCUCUCCGGCGCCGCCUUCCUCCCCGCAGCCGACUCCUCCGCCUGCUCCUCCGCCUUCUCCUCCUUCCUCCUCGGCAGCGGCCUCGCCUCCCCCUCCCUCUUCAACGGCUCCUGCGACCUCUCCUCCUCCUCCUCCUCCACCGGCGGCGGCGGAGACCUCGCCGCGGGGGCGCGGCCGUGCCAGUACGCGUCGGUCUCGGAGCUCCGCGCCGCCGCGCCAGCGGCGCUCGACAACGCCACCGCGCUCUGCGCCGGACCCUCCGCCUCCCCCGACCUCGUGGCGGACCAGGCCGGGUGCGCCGCGUGCCAGACCGCCGUGAUCGGCCUCACCUUCGCCCUCCUCGGCGCCGCCGGCCCGAGCGCCGAGCCCGUCCCCUGCGGCAUGGCCGCCACCAUCGGGGUCUGGUCCCGCUCCCGGCCCUCCCUCCCCCGCUUCCGCUCCUACGCCCUCUGCAUGGUGCAGGUCCUCGAGAACGUCAACACCCUCGGCGGGGGCGACUUCGUCCCCUCCCCUCCCCCUCCCCCUACCCCUCCCCAUACCGCCUCCUCCAGGUCCGUCAAGAUCGCCGCCGGAUCCGCCGCCGCGGCCCUGGCCUCCGUGGCGGCGAUCGUCCUCCUCUCCAUCUCCAUCUACAGCGCUCACCGCCGGAGAUCCUCCGUCGCCGACGAUCAGGCCCCGGCGGCCGGGGCGGCGCCGGUCCUCCCGACCGACGGGCUGUACAUCUUCACCGAGGCCGAGCUGCAGCAGGCGACCGAGGGCUACGACGACCGGCUCCUCCUCGGCGAGGGCGGCGCGGGCAAGGUGUACCUCGGGAGGCUCCCCAGCGGGCAGCACGUGGCGAUCAAGCGCAUCUACCGCGACCGCAAGAUCGCCGAGUUCUACCGCGAGGUCGAGAUCCUCGCCAAGCUCCGCCACCGGAACCUCACCACCCUCCUCGGCUACUGCGCCGCCGGCCGCGGCCGCCACGUGGCGCUCGUCUACGAGUACAUGGCGGGCGGGAACCUCUCCCGCGCGCUGUUCGGCGGGGAGCUGGCGUGGCGGCGGCGCCUCCGGAUCGCCGCGGACGUGGCGGAGGGGCUGGUGUACCUCCACGAGUUCCCCGAGGGCGCCGUCGUGCACCGCGACGUCAAGCCCACCAACGUCCUGCUCUCCGCCGCCGCCGCCGACGCCGCCGCGAAGCUGUCGGACUUCGGGGUGUCGAGGAUGGUGCCGCACGAGGGGACCCACGUGUCCACGGAGGUGCGGGGCACGAUGGGCUACGUCGACCCGGAGAGCUUCUGCGUCGGCCACGUGUCGGAGGCCGCCGACGUGUACAGCUUCGGGGUGGUGCUGCUGGAGCUCGUCACGGGGAUGCGCGCGGUGGUCCCCACGCCCUCGGGCGGGGCCGAGUCCAUCGUCCACGCCGCGCACGCCGCGGUCCAGCACUUUCGCGCGGGAUCGGACGGCGCCGACGACGCGGAGGAGGGGGCGGUGGGCUCCAUCGUGGACCCGCGCCUCGGCGCGGGGUGGGACCGCGCGUCCGUGGCCGCGGUGUUCCGCCUCGCCUGCCGCUGCGUGCGCCCGUACAAGAACGAGCGCCCCCGCAUGGCCGAGGUGCUCGCCGCGCUCAAGGCCACGCUCGCGGAUCUCGAGGCGAGGUCCGAAGGCCGCGCCGCCGCCGCCGCCGCAUCGGAGCCGUCCGUCACCGAUGAGUCGUCGUCGUCGUCGUCGUCGGCGCCCUCGGCGUCGCGCACCUCCACGGCCUCGGCGCACGGGUGGUCGUCGUGA